GUAUAAUUCUACGCUCGAAUUUUAUUGACUUAAAGAGGAAGCCCAGAAGAAUUUGUUUAUUAUUUAUGGUUUGCUAAUGAGCCCGGAAGAAUUUGCGUCGUCUAGCUCGAUCCAGUAAUUUCUCUCCUGACGUAACGGAUUAGUUUUUCGUUCUCAUCAAUUCAACAUUGAUUUUCUGUCAGGAGUAUCAAUAUCAUGGACCUCGAAUCAGUGAUCGAGUUUCUUGGAUGCGUUCCGCUGCUACAGAGGCUGCCAAGCUCGUCCCUAAGGGCAGUAGCUGAAGUAAUUGUCAUUAAGAGCUACGAGAGGGGAGAAUACGUUGUUCGUGAGGGUGAAAAGGGAGCUGGAGCCUAUUUUAUAUGGGAGGGAGAGGCUGAAGUCCAUGGUUCCAUUGAUGCAGAAGAAGAAAAUCGUCCGGAAUUCCAGUUAAAGCGUUAUGACUAUUUUGGUUAUGGAACCUCAACAUCUGUACAAGAAGCUGAUGUAGUUGCUUUGUCUAAGCUCACAUGCUUGAUCCUACCUCGGGAACAUUAUUCAUUAUUAAACCCAAUGUCAAUUUGGAAUGCUGAGGGAACUCCUGAUACAUGUGCACUUGUUGAGAAAAUAUUGCACCUAGAGCCUCUGGAAGCGAAUAUAUUCCAGGGGAUUACUUUACCCGAUGCUCCAAAAUUUGGAAAGGUUUUUGGAGGGCAGCUAGUUGGCCAGGCUCUGGCAGCAGCAUCAAAAACUCUUGAUUGUCUCAAGCUUGUCCAUAGUUUGCAUGUAUAUUUUCUUCUCGUUGGGAACUUUGAUAUGCCAAUUAUAUAUCAAGUUCACCGUAUGCGUGAUGGAAACAGCUUUGCUACUCGGAGAGUGGAUGCAAUACAGAGAGGAAAUAUCAUUUUUACAUUGCUCGCUUCAUUUCAAAAAGAAGAAGAAGGAUUUGACCACCAGAUAGCAAAAAUGCCACCAGUGCCAUCUCCAGAUACGCUUCUAUCAAUGGAAGACUUGCGUGAGAGACGCAUAACAGAUCCAGCUCUUCCGAGGACGUACCGGAACAAGGUAGCUUCCAAGCCGUUUACUCCUUGGCCAAUUGAGAUACGAUUCUGUGAGCCUAACAAAUCGACAAACCAGACCAAGUCUCCUCCCAGUGUGAAAUAUUGGUUUAGAGCAAGAGGAAAACUUUCAGAUGAUCAAGCCUUGCACAGGUGUGUAGUAGCAUAUGCUUCUGAUCUGGUAUUUAUUUCAGUAAGCUUGAAUCCCCAUCGUAGGAAGGGUUUGAGGACAACUUCCGUGAGCUUGGAUCACUCGAUAUGGUUUCACCGGCCUUUAAGAGCUGACGACUGGCUGUUAUUUGUAAUACACACGCCUUCCGCCUACAACGCUCGCGGUUUCGUUUCGGGCGAGAUGUUCAACCAAAAGGGGGAGCUCGUCGCAUCGUUGACUCAAGAAGGGCUAAUUCGGAAGGCGAGAUCGCCAGAACCAGCAGCCGCCUCGAAGUUAUGAAGUGUGUUAUCUAGUGUGGUAGUUGUCGACCUAAACUAUUCCCGUUAUCAAUUUUGAAGUCCCAACGUUUUAUGAAGUUUGUUUCAGCCAUGAAUGGAUGGCAGCGGAUAAAAGGUGGUAUUGGAAGCCAGCAAGUUUCUCAUUUUUUAGUAGUUUUACUAUUCUAUGUAUCUCUAAAACCAAUAUAUAAAUCUAAUAGUUUCAAAACAUAUACACAGAGAUUAAAUCUAUGAUAUUAUAUUCUCGACCAAAAGGUUGGAUGUUUAUAGUCACCCAAAUGUGGUUAAACUGAAAAAAGAAAAUUUUUAUGGUA
Molecule: messenger RNA, 1798 nt
Organism: Momordica charantia (bitter melon)
Lineage: Eukaryota; Viridiplantae; Streptophyta; Magnoliopsida; Cucurbitales; Cucurbitaceae
Product: acyl-CoA thioesterase II
Biological process (GO): fatty acid catabolic process; acyl-CoA metabolic process
Molecular function (GO): fatty acyl-CoA hydrolase activity
Source: RefSeq, a predicted model, not a curated record